Molecule: messenger RNA, 2202 nt
Organism: Kalmanozyma brasiliensis GHG001
Lineage: Eukaryota; Fungi; Basidiomycota; Ustilaginomycetes; Ustilaginales
Product: Thiamine pyrophosphate enzyme, C-terminal TPP-binding
Exons: 1
Coding region: 1-2202 (733 amino acids)
Biological process (GO): L-valine biosynthetic process
Cellular component (GO): mitochondrion; acetolactate synthase complex
Molecular function (GO): magnesium ion binding; flavin adenine dinucleotide binding; thiamine pyrophosphate binding
Source: RefSeq, a predicted model, not a curated record
AUGACAAGCUUCGCCGUGCAGUUCGCACGCCAACAGAGGCACGCCUUCCAGGCGGCUUCCAAACUCUCCUCGGCCUCGACUUCCAACAUUGUCGCCGCCGCCGCUUCCACAUCCUACGCUUCCACUCCCAGCGCCGCGAGAGCCUUCUCCACCGCCAGGAACAAUCUCCCUCGCUCGGCGCAGAUCGCAAGGUCGCAGCGCUCCCAACUUGCCCUCACAAGACACAUUUCCACAAAUCAGCCCAAGGAGCAGGCUGCCGCUGCUGCUCAGACCAGCGUGCGCCCCGAACCAUCGCCUGCCUUCCAGCAGUCGCCUCAGAACAUCGCUCCUCUCUCCUCCAGAUAUGACGCAAAUGCGCUCGACGAGUCGUUUGUGGGCAUGUCUGGUGGUGCCAUCUUCCACGAGAUGAUGCUCAGACACGACGUCAAGCAUGUCUUUGGCUACCCUGGUGGCGCUAUCCUCCCCGUCUUUGACGCCAUCUACAACUCGAAGCACUUCGACUUCGUUCUCCCACGAAGAGAGGACGGUGCCGGCCACAUGGCUGAGGGCUACGCCCGUGUCACUGGCAAGCCCGGUGUCAUCCUCGUCACCUCGGGACCUGGUGCCACCAACGUCAUCACCCCCAUGCAGGAUGCCAUGAGCGACGGUACGCCUCUCGUGGUCUUCUGUGGUCAGGUGGCCACCUCUGCCAUCGGCUCGGAUGCCUUCCAGGAGGCUGAUGUUGUUGGCAUCUCGCGAUCGUGCACCAAGUGGAACGUCAUGGUCAAGGACAUUGCCGAACUCCCUCGUCGCAUCAACGAGGCUUUCAAGAUUGCCACGUCGGGUCGUCCCGGUCCCGUUCUCGUCGACCUGCCCAAGGAUGUCACUGCCGGCAUCCUCCGUCAGGCUAUCCCCUACAGCCAGACGCAGCCCAACAUGAUCACCAACCUGCCCAGCCGACAGGUUGCACGCAACCGUCGUGGCGCCACCUUCCAGCAGAGCACCAAUCUUCGCUCCUCUGAGCAGGACAUCCUCACCUCGGAGCUGCGCGAGGCCGCUCGUCUCAUCGGCAUCGCCAAGCGACCCAUCAUCUACGCCGGCCAGGGUAUCCUCUCUUCCCCCGAUGGACCCAAGCUGCUUGCCAAGCUGGCCAAGGAGCACAACAUCCCCGUCACCACCACCCUCCAGGGUCUCGGUGCUUUCGACGAGCUUGACCCUCUCAGUCUGCACAUGCUCGGCAUGCACGGUUCCGCCUACGCCAACCUGGCCAUGCAGGAUGCCGACCUGAUCAUCGCCCUCGGUGCCAGGUUCGACGACCGUGUCACUGGUCGCAUCGACAAGUUUGCGCCGCACGCCCGCGCUGCUGCGCUCCAGAAGCGCGGUGGCAUCAUUCACUUCGAGGUUAUGCCCAAGAACAUCAACAAGGUGGUUCAGGCAACAUGCGCCAUCGAGGGUGAUGUGGUGACCAACCUGGGCAAGCUCAUGCCCUACCUCGAGAGCAACGGGCCGGACAGGAGCGAGUGGCACGAGCUCAUCAAGUCGUGGAAGGACUCCUACCCGUUCACAUACGAGCCUUCGAAGGAGGGCGAGCUGAUGAAGCCGCAGGAGGUGAUCGAGGCGCUCGACUCGGCUGUGGCGGAUCAGAAGGACAAUGUCAUCAUCUCGACCGGUGUGGGGCAGCAUCAGAUGUGGGCUGCGCAGCACUACCGCUGGCGUCACCCUCGCACCUGGGUUUCCUCGGGUGGUCUCGGAACUAUGGGUUUCGGUCUUCCCUCGUGCAUUGGCGCCAAGGUUGCUGCUCCCGAAAAGAUCGUUGUUGACAUCGACGGUGAUGCUUCGUUCAGCAUGACCGCGAUGGAGCUCGCCACCGCCGCACAGUACGACAUUGGUGUCAAAGUGCUUGUCCUCAACAACGAGUUCCAGGGCAUGGUCGUUCAAUGGCAAGACCUCUUCUACGAGAAGCGAUACUCGCACACCGAGAUGCACAACCCAGACUUCUGCAAGCUCGCCGAGUCCAUGAACGUCAAGGCCAUCCGCUGCGACAACAUCAAGGACCUCCCCGCCAAGAUGAAGGAGUUCAUCGAGUACGACAACAACAAACCCAUCCUGUUCGAGGCGAGGAUCACCAAGAAUGAGCACGUCUACCCCUUCUGCCCUGCUAGUGCGGGCCUGCACGAGUUGAUUGUGCACCCCAGCCUCAAGCCUAUCCCCAAGAAGGCGUGA